AACACACUUGCAGCACGAUAAUGCUGUUGUCCAAUCUGUCAAAAUAUUCGAGUUUUCUGCUCCUUUAUUCUAGUUCCCUGAGUAGUCAAAAAUCAAGAGAUUUAAUAAAAAUAUUGAAUAUUUACAAGUUUUCGAGAGCUGGCGCACAUCGAUUGUUCAUUCGCCAGAUCACAAUGUCCGAAAACAAACCGCCACUGUUAGAGCGAGCUCGGAAUAUAGUGCCUGGUCUCGAACCGGGUAGACAUAAAGGACAAGCAGGCCGUAUUGGAGUUGUAGGUGGAUCAAUGGAAUACACCGGAGCGCCAUACUUUGCCGCCAUCAGUGCACUAAAGGUGGGAGCAGAUCUCGUUCACGUUUUCUGUCCUCAGGCUGCUGCACAGGUAAUCAAAUCGUAUAGUCCGGAGUUGAUUGUGCAUCCUUUGUUGGACAGUAACAAUGCUAUUAUUCAAAUUGAACCAUGGCUGGAACGGUUGCAUGUACUAGUGAUCGGACCAGGUUUGGGGCGUGAUCGUUUAGUCUUGCAAACGGUUUCCGAAUUGAUAAAAAUCUGCCGACAAUUGCAGAAGCCGUUGAUCAUUGAUGCAGAUGGGCUUUACCUGAUCACUCACGACAUUAGUCUAGUAAAGGAUUACUAUGGUGUCAUCCUAACUCCGAAUGCUAUCGAAUUUUGUCGCUUGUUUGGAGAUGAUCGAGAUAAAAUUAUGCAGAUGAUGGAGAAACUUGGACGAGGAGUUACUGUGAUCGAAAAGGGCCUAAAUGACCGUAUUUAUGAUUCGCUUACGUUAGAAAAAUACGAAUGUCCUCAAGGAGGUUCAGGACGCCGUUGUGGAGGACAAGGAGAUUUGCUUUCAGGAGCUCUAGCGACUUUCUACUUCUGGGCGUUAGAAUCAAGGGAGAUCAGCCCCGCCGUGGUAGCUUGUACAGCCGCAAGUUUUCUUACGAAGAAUUGUAACAGUUAUGCGUAUAAGGCUAAGGGACGUAGUAUGACUUGUAGCGAUAUGAUCGAGCAGAUCCAUAGUGUUUUCGAGGAUUAUUUCGAACACAAGAAAGAAUAGGAAUAGUUGAGGGUUAUUGAAUCGUUCGGGAUAUUUUCAUGUUUAAGAAGUAUGUAGAUGGUGAUGAUAUUUAGUUUUAUCAGGAAUGAAACGAAUAACAUAUUUAAUACAGGGUAAAACGAACAAUGAUUCGGCCUAGUAAUCUGAUUACGAGGAAUGUAAUAUGUGACGGUUUCAGGAUAUCUAUGUGUGCAUUCAAACCGACUUUAAAAUAUAUUUAAAUGAAAAAUCAA
Malaya genurostris is the source of this 1288-nucleotide messenger RNA. RefSeq names its product ATP-dependent (S)-NAD(P)H-hydrate dehydratase (gene Naxd). NCBI's taxonomy places the organism in Eukaryota, Metazoa, Arthropoda, Insecta, Diptera, Culicidae. Gene Ontology annotation, biological process: metabolite repair. Gene Ontology annotation, molecular function: ATP-dependent NAD(P)H-hydrate dehydratase activity. Bases 21 to 1055 code for a protein of 344 amino acids. The record is from RefSeq and is a predicted model, not a curated record. The transcript has a single exon.